AUGACCCUGAUGGAGCUGGGACGUGAGGGACCUGUCCCCAGGACCUCUAGAUGCUGCUCAGAGCUGGACUUCAUGGAGGACCUGCAGGAAAAAGGCACCAAACCUGUUGAAGAAGGUGCCGUGGUGGACCGAACUGAGGUGAUUCGCUGCUGCGUCAACCCCACCUACUCAAAGGUCUUCACCCUGGACUUUUACUUUGAGGAGGUGCAGCGCCUGCGCUUUGAGCUGUUCGACAUCAACAGCAGCCACAACGGGCUGAAGGAAGCCGACUUCCUGGGCUCAGUGGAGUGCACGUUGGGACAGAUCAUCUCUCAAAGGAAACUGUCCAAAGCUCUGCUCAGACCAGGAGGCGCGGUGGGGAAGGCCAUCAUCACCAUCACAGCCGAGGAGCUGACGGGGAAUGACGACUACAUCGAGCUCUCCUUCAGCGCCAGGAAGCUGGACGACAAGGAUUUUUUCAGCAAAUCUGAUCCGUUCCUGGAGAUCUACAGGCUGAACGAUGACGCCACCAUGCAGCUCGUCUACAGAACCGAGACGGUGAUGAAUAAUCUGAAUCCUGUGUGGAAAACCUUCAAAGUUUCUCUGAACUCUCUGUGCAGCGGAGACCACGAGCGGAAGCUGCAGUGCACGGUGUGGGACUGGGACUCUAAUGGGAAACAUGAUUACAUCGGUGAAUUCGAGGCGUCGUUUAAGGAGAUGAGAGGAGCCAUCGACGGGCGCCAGGUGCAGUGGCCAUGCAUGAACACCAAAUAUAAAGUCAAGAAGAAAAACUACAAGAACUCUGGGAUUGUUAUUCUGAACCAGUGCAAGAUCAUCAAGAUGCACUCGUUCCUGGAUUACAUCAUGGGGGGCUGUCAGAUCCAGUUCACAGUUGCCAUAGACUUCACAGCUUCAAACGGUGACCCUCGAAACAGCUGCUCGCUGCACUAUAUCCACCCAUACCAGCCCAACGAGUACCUGAAAGCACUGGUGGCUGUGGGGGAGAUCUGCCAGGACUACGACAGUGACAAAAUGUUCCCGGCGUUCGGCUUCGGUGCUCAGAUCCCUCCAGACUACAAGGUUUCUCAUGACUUUGCGGUGAAUUUUAACCAGGAGAACCCGGAGUGUGCUGGUAUUCAGGGCGUAGUGGAGGCCUAUCAGGCCUGCCUCCCCAAGCUGCAGCUCUACGGUCCCACCAACAUCGCCCCCAUCAUCCAGAAGGUCGCCAAGUCUGCUUCGCAGGAGGUCCACACCAAAGAGGCCAUGCAAUACUUCAUCCUGCUGAUCCUGACAGACGGUGUCAUCACUGACAUGGCCGACACCAGGGAGGCCAUUGUCCAGGCGUCCCACCUCCCCAUGUCCAUCAUCAUCGUCGGAAUCGGGAAUGCAGACUUCAGCGAUAUGCAGAUGCUGGAUGGCGAUGACGGGAUCCUGAGAUCCCCUAAAGGAGAGCCUGUCCUCCGGGACAUCGUCCAGUUUGUCCCCUUUCGAAACUUCAAACAAGCCCCUCCAGCUGCUCUGGCCAAGAGCGUUUUAGCAGAAGUGCCCAACCAGGUGGUGGACUACUACAACAGUAAGGGCAUCAGGCCCAAAGUGCCCAGUGAGUACCAGUCUUCCAGGCCGUUCGGACCCUGAGCUCCGUCCCAGCAGCUCCUCUGAGCACGACAACGACCGGAACUGAAACAACUCUGUACUGCCUUGUGUUUGGUGUUGAUGCUGAAGGUGCUACACCCACAGCUUUACCAUGAACUGACUUUAGAGGUCCAGAGUCCAGGACCCUUUGGGGUCAACGUAAAAACAAGAAGAACCUGGACUGAGGGAACACAGAUCCACCUGCUGGCCCAAACAGCUGUUCAUCCUCCAGCCAACCACAGCCAGGCAUUUCCUCCAACACAGGAAGUGGACACGGAGCCUCGUUAUGGAUGAAAACGGGAUGUUUCUGAGUCUAAAGCUUCAGCUGAUUUUAUAACAGCUGGAUUUAUUUUAGCCACAGCUGCUGUUUGGUCAAAUCACUAAUGCUGCCAACCGGGAUGAGUCUUUACCUUCAGCAGAGAUGUUCUGGAUCCGGGAGUCCUGUUCCUGAAGUAGGACAGAACAGGACUGUCUGCAGUAAUGAGUGUGUUGAUCCGGUCUGUUG
Messenger RNA from Nematolebias whitei (Rio pearlfish), 2116 nucleotides. It is a transcript of the gene cpne4a, whose product is annotated as copine IVa. Lineage: Eukaryota; Metazoa; Chordata; Actinopteri; Cyprinodontiformes; Rivulidae. Gene Ontology annotation, cellular component: plasma membrane. The transcript has 15 exons. The record is from RefSeq and is a predicted model, not a curated record. The coding region runs from base 1 to 1614 and encodes 537 amino acids. Gene Ontology annotation, molecular function: calcium-dependent phospholipid binding. Gene Ontology annotation, biological process: cellular response to calcium ion.